AUGCCGCCUCCUGCAUCGCACCGAAGAACGGCUGCCUUCUCCUUGCGCAAAAGGGGCCAUGCGGCUGAGAAGGCAUUCCUCUCUGCCAGGCAUCGGCCACCUCCGCGCGAGAAAAGGCAGGAAAUUGGAAGCCCCUCCAAACACGGCUCAAUAUUUCCUGCUGCGAACAUCGGCCAAGCUGCCAAUGAGCGCCUGCUCCCUGCCUUGAACGGCCCCGAAGCGACGAAUCACGGCCGGCCUCUGGUUUCAGCAAGGACAGCGGCUUUGGUCACGACGCAGUGGCGGCCACCUCGCGCACCUCAGCUGGCGGAGCGUCUGCAAAUGAUCAUGUAA
Trichoderma atroviride IMI 206040 is the source of this 333-nucleotide messenger RNA. RefSeq lists its product as uncharacterized. The record is from RefSeq and is a predicted model, not a curated record. Lineage: Eukaryota; Fungi; Ascomycota; Sordariomycetes; Hypocreales; Hypocreaceae.